AUGAGCCCUACUAAUCUCGCCAUCCCACUUGAAGUGAUCACCAUUAUCUGCUCAUAUGCUGACAUUCGCACCCUCUCCGCCCUCUCCCGCACCUCCCGCACCCUGCAUACCCUCCUCAACCCCUCGCUUGAAAAGACCUUUACCGCUGAACUCCCAUGGAUCGCGGCCAUUGCCGUGCUCAACCACCGGCCCAUAACAUUCGCACGAGUCAGGGCGGCCGCCCUCGACGCUCGUGACCGCUUCUUCCCGGGCACACGCGACCCCCGCACCCACAAGGACAUCAUCUACGGGUACGUCAAGAUAGGCCUGGCCCGCCUCAUAUUACUGCCUGCUGACGAGGACAAGGCUAAUGUCCUUACGAUGGCGCUGGCGCGCGGUAUAAUACCUAUUCUGCUCAGGCACGACUUCGGCGAUCAUCCCUGGUUCGGGGUUGAUAGGAUAGCUGGGAUUGAAUAG
This is a messenger RNA of Morchella importuna, 456 nucleotides long. RefSeq lists its product as uncharacterized. The transcript has a single exon. Lineage: Eukaryota; Fungi; Ascomycota; Pezizomycetes; Pezizales; Morchellaceae. Gene Ontology annotation, molecular function: protein binding. The record is from RefSeq and is a predicted model, not a curated record. Bases 1 to 456 code for a protein of 151 amino acids.